This is a messenger RNA of Talaromyces proteolyticus, 3048 nucleotides long. RefSeq lists its product as uncharacterized. The record is from RefSeq and is a predicted model, not a curated record. The transcript has 3 exons. Gene Ontology annotation, biological process: negative regulation of transcription by RNA polymerase II; positive regulation of transcription by RNA polymerase II. Bases 273 to 2753 code for a protein of 826 amino acids. Gene Ontology annotation, molecular function: DNA-binding transcription factor activity, RNA polymerase II-specific; RNA polymerase II cis-regulatory region sequence-specific DNA binding; zinc ion binding. NCBI's taxonomy places the organism in Eukaryota, Fungi, Ascomycota, Eurotiomycetes, Eurotiales, Trichocomaceae.
CUUUCAUCUUCGCCUGCCUGCCCUGCACUGGACUGAUUGUUUCUCUUCUCUGGCCAGGUUGAGACAAGAGAAUAGCUUCAUCUCACACCCGUCGCUCUUGAUCCUCCCUCGCAUGGGCUUGCGCCAUUGCCCCUCUCAUUCCUCAGGAAAUCAGUUCCCGUUGGCCGUGUGUCGGCAUCCCGCCAGCCCGAACAAAAAAUAGUUUGGCAUAGCAUAGCAAAAGGAACGACAAGCUGGAUCUGCAAUCUCAGUCCAGCGUCGCCGACAAGGCGAUGCUGCGCGAGUCCAUCUUCCCUGACUGGGGAGAUGGCACCCCCCAGGACUCGGUCGAGAGCCCCGACGAAAUGCAGAGGAAAGAUCCCCUCGCAACGCAGAUCUGGAAAUUGUACUCGCGCACCAAGUCCCAGCUCCCCAACCAGGAGCGCAUGGAGAACCUGACCUGGCGCAUGAUGGCCAUGAGUCUGAGGCGCCAGGAGCGCGAGCGAGCGGAACAAGCCCUCCGUGCGGCUCAAAAGGAUAAGUCUGCUCCCAGCGGUAUUGCUCGGCUCCGUCAGUCCAUCGACCAGCGAGCCCCCGCCACCACAACUACCACCACCACAUCGUCCUCGGCCUCGCUGGCUCCAGUCUCGGCUGAUCUCAUGAACCUGGACGAUUUUAUCAUCCCUUCAUCAAUCGGUUCUCCUGCUGGCAUUGGGUCAUCGCCCGCCGCCCAGCUGGACCCUGCCGUCCCGUCCGCCAUUCCGAUCAAGGGUCGUAAGGAGCCUGACCUAUCGCACAAUAAUAUUGCGCCAGCGUCUCUCCCUUACCCUUUGCAAGAGCUUCAUCGCUCCGACGAGUUUGGCUACGUACAGCGCCGGGUCCGCAAAACAAGCGUUGACGAGCGCAAGGCUCCCCGCAAGCGCCCUGCCGAAUUUUCUCCCCAAGUAAUUCCAACUACGAAUCUAAUGAUUUCCAAUGACAAUGACUUGGACAAUGGCAUGAUGCCUGACUACAACCUGGAUCAUCCGCACUCCGCCUUCCCCACCAACCAUACCUCUCCCAAUGUGCCUUUCAACCUAGACACCUUCCACCUGCAUGAUGACCCCAUUCUCACUUCCGCUGGUCCCUUCCAGCAGAACUUCACAUUCUCUCCUACGGAGUCGCCCAUGGUCUCAUCAGGGCCCUUUGGUCAUAUCUACUCCCAAACCCCAAUCGGCUCUUCCCUCAACUCCAACGACUUCUACUCGCCGCCGGCUUCUGGGUAUCAGUCCACUGCCUCAACACCCCAGCCAACAUAUGAUGGAGAGCAUUCUGUGUACUUUGACCAGAACUCUAUGGAUGCCCGCACUCAACGUAGAGUGCCUGCUUAUGCAGCUCAGCGCACGUCGAAUUUGACAGCCUCGUUGCAACCUAGAUAUAUGUUCAAUGCUAACAAUGAAGCUGCUGCUUUCAAUGCUAUGAGCGGGCCACCCUCGAGCAUCCCAUCACCUGGCUUUGCUAUGGGUCAGCAGCAUGUUGAUCCGACUCGUGUCUUGAAUCAAAGCGACUUUGCUGCCCCCGCUCCUCACCGCAACAUGAACAUGACAAAUAGAGAGAACAUGUUCACCUUUGGCGCUGACUCGGACAAUGAAGAUGACGAUGGAGGUACCUUCCCUGAUCGCAACCUUGCUAUGCAGGCUGAUUUCCACGGCCUCGACGAUGUUUCUGGUGAUAUCAACUCGAAUCUGCAGUGGGAUGCCCAACUAUCCGGACAUUUCGGCUCUUUGCCAAACUUCUCUGGUAUCCAUAACGCGCGGAUGGGAGAUCCCAUGGAUCAAUCCCAUGACUGGGAGGGUGGUAGCCUCGGCCGUGUUCAUGGAUCUGCCAUUUCUGUUAGCGAUAUGCGUAGCCAACACGAUCCUAGAAGACCCAAGUUGGCCCGUGCAAUAUCGACGCCUAAUACCAACCACCUUGCUCAUCAGGGUAUGCAGUCCCAUACCUCGCCAAAUACCCCGCCUGAAUCCGGCCUCAGCAGUGCUGUUCCGUCUCGUCCAGCAAGCCCUGGUGGCACAAAAGCCGGCGACCAAGGUGGUGCCCCAACCACAUGCACGAAUUGCUUCACUCAGACAACUCCUCUUUGGCGCCGCAACCCAGAGGGACAGCCGCUUUGCAACGCUUGUGGACUUUUCCUUAAGCUUCAUGGUGUCGUCCGGCCUCUUUCUCUGAAAACCGACGUUAUCAAGAAGCGCAACCGAGGUGGUGGAAACACCUUGUCUAUUGGAGUAUCUUCUUCGCGAUCGAAGAAGAGCACGAGGAAGAACUCUGUUCAGCAAACACCCGUUGUGACUCCUCCAAGCUCAAGCAAGCCACAGAGUGUCAAUGCCUCCGAAUCCCCACCGUCAAUCUCUGGUUCUACUGGAUCUGUUUCCGGCAACACGGGUAGCGGCAUCUCUGUCUCAGGUAAAAGCGGAGUUGUCCCGAUUGCAGCUGCACCUCCGAAAUCUACACCCUCUGCUGGAGCUCAAGCACGAAACGUCGCAGUGGCACCGAAGCGUCAGCGACGGCUCGAUAGGGGCUCCAUUGGCUCUCUUGCCAGUAUUCAAGCCAGUCUGUCUCAGGAUAGUCCUGAAGGUGAAGAUAACAGCAAAACUGGUCCUUCUACAUCACGGUCCAAGGUUGUUCCGUUAGCACCCGCGAUGCCCCCGGCGGCCACGAAUCCUGCUCAUCACAGUCUUGCCGCGGGCUCUGGCCAGACUGCUAGUCAAGAGUGGGAGUGGUUGACGAUGAGUUUGUAACGGCCGAUCAAUCGCAUUCAAUAAUCAUCCUACGGUUCGGUACCUAAUGUGCUGUGCUUCGUUUUGUUUUCUGCGCUCUGUUAAUAGACAUGAUGUGGCGCGGACAGGAUGACUCGUUCUGAUCAUGAUCUCGUUUCUGAUUCGUUGGUUCGCUGAUUCGUUUCAUAUGUUGUGCUCAUUCGAGCUUUCGCUAUAAUCCGGUCCUACUAUGUCGAUGACAUCGAGUUUUAUGUCUAGUCGAUUUUCGCUCUUGGGUUUACAUUGACGCUUAUUUGGGGAGAGGGGUCUGGUACCU